AUGGAACGAAUGAUGGAGUCAGAUAGUUCGGAGGGAUUGAAGGCUGGUUUGAAAGUGGAGAAGAGGAGCUGGCUGAGGGACCCAGGUCUACGAAAGCUGAAUUUGGGUAUUGCGUUUAUGUUCGCUUCAUCUGCUGGAACGGGAUAUAACGGGAGUUUGAUGAAUGGCUUGCUUGUGUUGCCUGAGUUUAAAGAGAUCAUCGGCGGUUUAAAACCGCAAAUCCUCGGUCUUCUCAUCGCAGCUACCUCGCUCGGCGCCUUUAUAUCCUUCAUCCCGGCAUCAUACCUCGCCGAUAUCCUUGGACGCAAAUACUGCGUUACAAUAGGAUCCAUAUUGGUGAUCAUUGCAUCACUGGUCCAAGCCGCUGUACAUAGCCACUGGGCCUUCUUUGGGUGCCGUGUUUUAGCCGGCGUGGGCGUGGGAACUGCACAGACUGCAGCGCCUUUAUUGGCGACGGAGAUCGCCCAUCCACAUCACCGACAGACAGCCACAGCACUUUAUAAUGCAGCUUGGUGUGUGGGAUCUAUUGCUUCCGCUGCGAUUACCAUGGCCACAUUGAGUAUGCAUACCACUUGGUCAUGGACGAUACCCUGUAUGCUACAGGCAUUUUUCCCUAUAACCCAGCUUUUGGGCCUCUGCUUUGUUCCUGAGAGUCCACGUUGGCUGGUCUCCAAAGGACGGAAAGAUGAGGCGCUUGCGGUUCUAGCUGAAUUCCAUGCCAAUGGGAAUUCGAACGAUGAGCUUGUUCAGCAUGAGUAUCAUCAGAUUUGCAUCAGUAUCAAUGCGCAGCAUCAGCAACCUGGGUAUUGGAGUACAUUCUUAUCAUCCAAGGGCGAUAUGCAUCGUCUUGCAAUCUGUAUUAUCUGUGGAUUUAUGCAGGAGUGGGCUGGAAAUGGUAUCAUCUCUUACUACCUUGCUCCGAUUCUUGCCUCUGUCGGCAUCACCAAUGCUUCCCACGAAGCUGCUGUUAAUGUGGGACUGCAAAUCUGGAAUCUUAUAUUGUCCUCAGCUGGUGCUGUCGCAUCGGAGCGCUAUGGCAGACGUAUUCUGUGGCUGCUAUCGACAGCAUUCAUGCUUCUUUUCCUGUCCAUCACAACCAUCGCAGCCGGUCUCUUCCAGGAGAAGCACAUUGCUGCUGCAGGUGUUGCCGUUGUCCCGAUGCUAUUCCUCUUCUUUGCUGGCUUCGAUCUAGCGUACUCGCCGCUAUUCAUUGCCUACCCGGCUGAGAUCCUGCCAUUUCAGCUCCGAGCAAAGGGUCUGGCGAUUACGCUGUCUACGGAUGCUGUCGCUUGCUUCUUCAACCAGUACGUCAAUCCGGUAGCGUUUUCCGUUCUACAGUGGAAGUAUUAUUUUGUCUACGUGGGCUGUCUGGUACUGUUCUUUUUAUUGGCCUAUUUCCUCUUCCCGGAGACGAAAGGAAGAUCAUUGGAGGAGGUUUCGAGAAUUUUCGAUCGCAAGGACGAGAUGGAAAACGUGAAAGAAAAAGACGGCGUAAAAAAUUAG
Molecule: messenger RNA, 1503 nt
Organism: Penicillium pulvis
Lineage: Eukaryota; Fungi; Ascomycota; Eurotiomycetes; Eurotiales; Aspergillaceae
Exons: 3
Coding region: 1-1503 (500 amino acids)
Biological process (GO): carbohydrate transport; transmembrane transport
Cellular component (GO): membrane
Molecular function (GO): carbohydrate:proton symporter activity
Source: RefSeq, a predicted model, not a curated record